Messenger RNA from Histoplasma mississippiense, 1632 nucleotides. RefSeq lists its product as hypothetical. Gene Ontology annotation, cellular component: endoplasmic reticulum membrane; endoplasmic reticulum. Gene Ontology annotation, biological process: protein folding. The record is from RefSeq and is a predicted model, not a curated record. Gene Ontology annotation, molecular function: calcium ion binding. Lineage: Eukaryota; Fungi; Ascomycota; Eurotiomycetes; Onygenales; Ajellomycetaceae. The coding region runs from base 1 to 1632 and encodes 543 amino acids. The transcript is spliced from 5 exons.
AUGUCCGUGCUGAAGAAAGAGGCCAAGGGCGAUGCGCCUUCUCCCUCGUCUGCGAUUGAGAAGCCAACAUUUACUCCCACCACCCUUAAAGCUCCAUUCCUCGAGCAAUUCACUGAUGACUGGGAGACCCGGUGGACGCCCUCCCAUGCCAAGAAGGAGGAUUCGAGUUCGGAUGAGGACUGGGCCUAUAUUGGAACCUGGGCUGUUGAGGAGCCGCAUGUCUUGAAUGGCAUGGUGGGCGACAAGGGCUUGGUGGUUAAGAAUCCCGCCGCCCACCAUGCGAUAUCAGCCAAGUUCCCCAAAAAGAUCGACAACAAGGGCAAGACGUUGGUGGUUCAAUACGAAGUCAAACUUCAGAACUCCCUGGUUUGCGGUGGCGCGUAUAUGAAGCUUCUUCAGGACAAUAAGAAGCUUCACGCUGAGGAAUUCUCGAACGCCUCGCCAUAUGUGAUCAUGUUCGGACCUGACAAGUGUGGAGUUACCAACAAGGUCCAUUUCAUCUUCAGGCAUAAAAACCCCAAGACUGGCGAGUAUGAAGAGAAGCAUAUGAAUGCGGCACCAGCCGCCAAGAUUAACAAGCUAUCCACUCUUUACACCCUCAUCGUCAAACCAGACCAAUCGUUUCAGAUCCGUAUUGAUGGAAAAGCUGUCAAGAACGGCACUUUACUUGAAGAUUUUAGCCCAGCCGUCAACCCUCCGAAGGAGAUUGAUGACCCCGAGGAUAAGAAACCGGAGGAUUGGGUUGACGAAGCUCGUAUCGCUGAUCCAGAUGCAACCAAACCCGAAGAUUGGGAUGAGGAUGCACCUUAUGAAAUUGUUGACACUGAUGCCGUUCAGCCAGAAGACUGGUUGGUCGAUGAGCCCACUAGCAUCCCUGACCCAGAGGCCGAGAAGCCCGAGGAUUGGGAUGAUGAGGAGGAUGGAGACUGGACGCCGCCUACCAUUCCCAACCCCAAGUGCAGCGAAGUGUCCGGUUGCGGAAAAUGGCAGCAGCCGAUGAAGAAGAACCCAGACUACAAGGGCAAAUGGGUCGCACCCAUGAUCGAUAACCCCGCCUACAAGGGACCGUGGGCCCCACGUAAAAUCCCCAACCCCGACUAUUUCGAAGAUAAGACUCCCGCCAACUUUGAGCCUAUGGGCGCUAUCGGGUUUGAGAUCUGGACAAUGCAAAGUGACAUCCUCUUCAACAACAUCUACAUUGGCCACUCCAUUGAAGACGCGGAGAAGCUCAAGGCUGAAACCUGGGACCUCAAACACCCAGUCGAGGUUGCGGAAGAGGAAGCAUCCCGGCCCAAGGAUGAGGAGAAGGAGGCAGGAACCUCGUUCAAAGAGGAUCCCGUCCAGUACAUUCGCAAGAAGAUCGAUCUUUUCAUCUCCCUGGCUCUUGAGAACCCGGUCGAAGCCGUCAAGACUGUUCCAGAGGUAGCGGGUGGUCUGGGCGCUCUCUUGGUUACUUUCAUUCUCAUUGUUGUUAGUGGGAUUAGCCUUGGCUCCAGCUCCUCUCCUGCUCCCAAAAAACAGGCUGAAAAGGGUAAGGAGAAGGAGAAGGCGUUAGCCUCCGAAGCUGUUAGCACAGGGGCGGAUAAUGUGAAGGGUGGAGCUAAGAAGCGGUCUACCAAGACUAGCGAGUAA